AUGCCGAACCUGGUGCACCACGUGCACGGCAAGAAGCGCGUGCGCGUCGCCCGCACGUGGCGCGAGGGUUCCAUGCACCACUUCGUCGAGUGGAACGUCGAGGUCGUCAUCGAGUCCGCCAUGGCGCACGCGUACAAGACCCCGUCCAACGAGGGCAUGACCACCACCGACACCACCAAGAACCAGUGCUACGUGGUGGCGAAGGCGAUGCAGAAGCGGUGCUCGCCGGAGGAGUACGCGCUGGCGCUGGGCAAGCAGUUCGUUGACUCGUACCCGCUGAUAUCCGCGGUGGAGGUGCGCGUGGAGCAGGCGCCGUGGCGGCGCACCAGGGUCCACGGAGCCGAUCACGAUCACGGCUACACGUUCACCGCGCCGUGCCUUCGAGUGUGCGCCGCGGUGGUCUCGCGGACGAAGCCGCCGGCGGUGCGGAGCGGCAUGAGACACCUCAGGGUGCUGAAGACCACGCAGAGUGGGUACGAGGGAUUCCUGGUGGACAAGCACACCGCGUUGAAGGACACGCGCGAGCGCAUCUUCGCCACCGCGGUGGACGUCGACUGGACCUGGUCCAAGCCGCCGGGGUGCUACGACAACGCUUACACAGCUGUGUACGACGCCCUCGCCGAGAACUUUUUCGGCCCCCCGCGCGGCGGGGUGUACUCGCCGAGCGUGCAGUACACGCUGUACCAGAUGGGCUCCGCCGCGGUGGAGAGGGUGGACGGUUUGGAGCAGAUCACGCUCACCGCGCCCAACUUGCACUUUGUUCCCGCCAACCCGCCCGGCGCCGCGCCGUUCGCGGACGAUGUGUACGUCGCCACGUCGGAGCCGCACGGGCAGAUCUCGUGCACGGUGAGCGCCAAGCACGGGUUCGCGCCCCUCGCCAAGCUGUGA
This is a messenger RNA of Micromonas commoda, 888 nucleotides long. RefSeq lists its product with no specific name. The transcript has a single exon. The record is from RefSeq and is a predicted model, not a curated record. Gene Ontology annotation, biological process: purine nucleobase catabolic process; urate catabolic process. NCBI's taxonomy places the organism in Eukaryota, Viridiplantae, Chlorophyta, Mamiellophyceae, Mamiellales, Mamiellaceae. Gene Ontology annotation, molecular function: urate oxidase activity. The coding region runs from base 1 to 888 and encodes 295 amino acids. Gene Ontology annotation, cellular component: peroxisome.